CGCCAGUGCGCAUGUGUGGUAUUCCACACGUGGGGUGAACGUUUGAACUGGCUGCAUGCAACAGAGCUUAGAGAGUUCGUAGUGCCACUAAAUAUUACUGACACAAAACUUAUCUCGCUUUUUGUUGCCCUUUUUAGCCCAGGUGAAAGAAAAUAGUCCUCCGUGAAGCAUUUCGCCGAGAGGGCCGGAAUACAAGAAACCAAACUAUUCACAAUGUCUGAACCCCAAGUCAACCCGAAGGCCUACCCGCUGGCCGACGCCACGCUCUCCAAAACUAUCUUGGACCUGGUGCAGCAAGCCUCUAACUACAAGCAGCUGAGGAAGGGGGCUAAUGAAGCCACUAAAACCUUGAACAGAGGCAUCUCUGAAUUUAUUGUGAUGGCUGCUGAUGCUGAGCCGCUGGAGAUCAUCCUCCACCUGCCACUGCUCUGUGAGGACAAGAACGUCCCGUACGUGUUUGUCCGCUCCAAGCAGGCCCUGGGACGGGCCUGUGGGGUGUCUCGCCCCGUCAUAGCUACCUCAGUCACCAUAAAGGAGGGGUCUCAGCUCAAACCGCAGAUUCAGUCGGUUCAAUUGGCUAUUGAGAGACUGCUCGUCUGAUUUCUGUUGCACUGUUGUGACAACGUCUCCUUGUUUUAAGGACAAGACAAAUUCCAGAUUGAAGUGAAUCUUCUGUUUUUGAUGUAAAAAAAAAAAAAAAAAGCUGUAAUGCAUGACAAGAGGGUAUAGAUGUUUUUUUCUUUUUUUACUUCUUCAGACAGUGCGUCUACUUUUGUGUAUCAGUUUGCCAUUGCAUCACCUGAUUCAUAAUAAAACUUUUUUAUUUAAA
Messenger RNA from Anarrhichthys ocellatus (wolf-eel), 829 nucleotides. Its product is annotated as NHP2-like protein 1. NCBI's taxonomy places the organism in Eukaryota, Metazoa, Chordata, Actinopteri, Perciformes, Anarhichadidae. The record is from RefSeq and is a predicted model, not a curated record. Gene Ontology annotation, cellular component: ribonucleoprotein complex; nucleolus. Gene Ontology annotation, molecular function: RNA binding. The transcript has 3 exons. Gene Ontology annotation, biological process: ribosome biogenesis. Bases 214 to 600 code for a protein of 128 amino acids.